Messenger RNA from Cuscuta epithymum, 653 nucleotides. The record is from the annotation of a GenBank genome assembly. NCBI's taxonomy places the organism in Eukaryota, Viridiplantae, Streptophyta, Magnoliopsida, Solanales, Convolvulaceae.
UGGAAAAUGAAAUCUUGAAUAUGAUUAGGUUGUUUCUGAGAAAUUAAAUUGACCAUAUCAUCUGAAAAUACAGACACCAGACAAAAGGGGGAAUAAUAAUAUUAAGUACUAUUAUUAUUACAUGAAAGGAGUCUUUCUUUAGCCCCUCUUAACAGGAUCGAAGUUGGAGACGCCAAUGACGACGCCAGCAAUGACGGCGACCACAAGCCCACCGGCAACAAUGCUUAGCAAGAAGUUCUUCAGAGACGGCGAGAUACUGUCAGCAGCUUCAGCCACCCCCGGAGUCACCAAGGAUGCCGUCAGUGCGGCUGCCGUCAGUCCGGUAACAGCCUUGUCUUUGAGCGACGCUCUCACUUCGAAAUUCCCGGCUGGUUUUGACGCCGCGAUCGGCUUAGAUUGUCUCGCCGGUGACAUCGGCUUCAAGAAGGAACCAAAGGCGGCCGCGGUUGGCUGCCGCUUGAGGGCCGCAACUGUCAGUGGGGGCAUCACCAUGGAAACCGCACAAGUAGAGGCCAUUUAUUUGCGGUUCGAUCACUUGGCUAUCUCUGCUCUCUUUCGUUUAUUUGGUGGAUGUUUAGAGAAGUUCAGCGAUAUGAUUUUGAUAGGAGAGAGGGGGGAUUGAGUGGGAAAUUAAAUGAGUGGUAGAAAAUGCA